GGAGGAGGAGGCGGGAUGACGUCGGGGUCCAAGAGCGGGGUCGGCGGAGUGGCGGCGGCGCGGGCGGCGGCGGCGGGGCCGAGGACGGUGCUCAUCACGGGGGUCAGCCGGGGGCUGGGCCGCGCGCUCGCGCUGGAGCUCGCGCGCCGGGGCCACGCCGUCGUCGGCUGCGGCCGCUCCGCCGACCCCAUCCGCUCCCUCGAGGCAGAGAUCGCGGCCCCGUCCCGCCACUUCCUCACCGUCGCCGACGUCAGGUCUGACAGCAGCAUGGCUGAGCUGGCAAAGGCUGUUGUGGAAAAGAAGCAAAUUCCUGAUAUCAUAGUCAACAAUGCUGGUACAAUAAACAGGAAUAACAAGACGUGGAAUGUUCCAGCAGAAGAAUUUGACGCGGUGGUUGAUACAAAUAUCAAAGGAACGGCGAAUGUACUUCGCCAUUUUGUACCACUUAUGUUACAGAAGAAACAUGGAAUGAUAAUCAAUUUAUCCUCUGGUUGGGGGAGGUCUUCUGCUGCCGAGGUUGCUCCCUAUUGUGCUUCAAAGUGGGCUAUUGAAGGUUUAACACGCUCGUUAGCAAAGGAGUUGCCUCCUGGAUUGGCAGCCAUUGCUCUUAGCCCUGGUGUUGUGAAUACUGACAUGCUCGCUUCAUGCUUUGGAACUUCGUCUGCGCUAUACCAAUCGACUGAGCAAUGGGCACCCAAGGCAGCUACAAUGAUUCUAAGCCUUUCGCUGGAAGAUAAUGGUGCCUCACUCACUGUUUGAUGCUUCAGCAAAUGUGUGCUGUAUUAAUAACAGAUGGGUGUACUUUUAGUUUUAACUUGUAGCUCUUGCAACGUUAUAUUGUAGCAAGGUAUAAGUUGUAAUCUGCUUGUGCUCUCUAGUUUGCAUUUUUCUUGUCAGAAAUGAGCUGUGUAUCCUGCUGCUUGGAACACCUCAUCUUCUGGCUUUUCAGUCGGAACAAGAUAACUUGCUUUUCUCAGGUAGCCAAAGCCCCAAGAUAACUUGCUUUUCUCAGGUA
This is a messenger RNA of Lolium rigidum, 1015 nucleotides long. Its product is annotated as NADPH-dependent pterin aldehyde reductase-like. NCBI's taxonomy places the organism in Eukaryota, Viridiplantae, Streptophyta, Magnoliopsida, Poales, Poaceae. Gene Ontology annotation, biological process: folic acid-containing compound metabolic process. Gene Ontology annotation, cellular component: cytosol. The record is from RefSeq and is a predicted model, not a curated record. The transcript has 5 exons. Gene Ontology annotation, molecular function: oxidoreductase activity, acting on the CH-OH group of donors, NAD or NADP as acceptor. Bases 16 to 759 code for a protein of 247 amino acids.